CCGGACCAAUCAGAGGCGGCGCUGAUUCUCGGCAGCGCUAUAAAUUCAACGGUGACUCCGAGAGAAGUAGGAAUGAACAACAAAAGACACCUUCAGCCUGAGCACACAUCUGAGGACUCUUUUCAGCUCCUGAUAUUUUUCUACACUUAACAGAAGGUCUCGGGGUUAAGAAGAUGGCCACCUCAGCAAGUUCAAAACUGAACAAAGCUGUUAAGCAGCAGUACAUGGAUCUCCCUCAGGGGGACAAGGUCCAAGCCAUGUACAUUUGGAUAGAUGGGUCUGGAGAGGGACUGCGCUGCAAGACCAGAACUUUGGAUUCUGAACCCAAGACGAUUGAGGAUCUUCCUGAGUGGAACUUUGACGGUUCCAGCACCUACCAGUCCGAAGGCUCCAACAGCGACAUGUUCCUGAUCCCUGCAGCCAUGUUCAGGGACCCGUUCAGAAAAGACCCCAACAAGCUGGUGCUCUGUGAGGUCCUCAAAUACAACCGCAAACCUGCAGAGACCAACCUGCGCCACACCUGUAAACAGAUCAUGAGCAUGGUGGAGAAUUCCCACCCGUGGUUCGGUAUGGAGCAGGAGUACACCAUCCUGGGCACAGACGGACACCCGUUUGGAUGGCCCUCCAACGGCUUCCCAGGUCCACAAGGGCCUUAUUACUGUGGAGUGGGAGCAGAUAAGGCGUAUGGACGAGACAUAGUGGAGGCGCAUUACAGAGCCUGUCUGUAUGCUGGGGUUCAGAUCUGUGGAACCAAUGCUGAAGUCAUGCCAGCUCAGUGGGAGUUCCAGGUCGGACCUUGUGAAGGUAUCAACAUGGGGGACCAUCUGUGGAUUGCUCGCUUCAUCCUGCACAGGGUCUGUGAGGACUUCGGUGUGGUGGUGUCCUUUGACCCCAAGCCUAUCUCAGGGAACUGGAAUGGUGCUGGCUGCCACACCAACUUCAGCACAAAGGAAAUGAGAGAGGACGGUGGACUGAAAGUCAUCGAAGAGGCGAUUGAAAGGCUGGCAAAGAGACAUCGGUAUCACAUCAGGGCCUAUGAUCCCAAAGGCGGGUUGGACAACGCCAGACGCCUCACCGGUCAUCACGAAACCUCAAACAUCGACGAGUUCUCCGCCGGCGUGGCCAAUCGUGGUGCCAGCAUCCGCAUCCCUCGCUCGGUAGGGCAGGAGAAGAAGGGCUACUUCGAGGACCGCCGGCCGUCCGCCAACUGCGACCCUUACAUUGUCUCAGAGGCUCUGGUGCGCACGUGUUUACUAAAGGAAGACGGAGACGAGACCAGAGAUUACAGCAAAUGAACAGUCUCAAACAAAGAGUCAUUGCUAGUACUGUAUUUAGCCUAUUUUCAAGUCUCUACAAAUUGAUCUUUGCCUUUUUAGAAAUUUUUUACUUGACAGAUGAAAUGAUGAGGUAGCCCUGCGGUCUCUGUGCAUUCAGUCAUGUGCAGGAACUUUUUUAUCUCGAACGUAAACACCUCCUUUCUGUCAGCAGUGCAUUCUGUCAUGGUGGACGGUGAUUUGUAUUGAAAUAUGCUAUCGUAACGUGUUUAACUUGUACUAAUGAAAAGUGUCUACAUGCUGCAGGGUUUCGCUGCAGACCCUGUUACUCUGACACAAAGGAUCCCAAAGGCAUUUGAAUGUUCAGCUGUGUUCAUGCUGUAGAUAGCUGAGGUCAUUAUGUAAGCCAAUCUACCUUUGCAUGCUUUUGUUAAUAAUGCAUGUCUGUUUUUACACUUAUUAAAAAUAUCUUUAAUAAACAGUCAACAUUUUUACAUCUGCCUUGUGUCUGCACUUUGGUCUCAGAUGUGUUGUGUUUUGCCUGGAGUUCCAUUCUGACAGAAACCGGUUUGUCACAUACA
Toxotes jaculatrix (banded archerfish) is the source of this 1855-nucleotide messenger RNA. It is a transcript of the gene glulb, whose product is annotated as glutamate-ammonia ligase (glutamine synthase) b. The coding region runs from base 174 to 1295 and encodes 373 amino acids. NCBI's taxonomy places the organism in Eukaryota, Metazoa, Chordata, Actinopteri, Toxotidae. The record is from RefSeq and is a predicted model, not a curated record. Gene Ontology annotation, cellular component: cytoplasm. The transcript has 7 exons. Gene Ontology annotation, molecular function: glutamine synthetase activity.